Messenger RNA from Cladophialophora yegresii CBS 114405, 783 nucleotides. RefSeq lists its product as uncharacterized. The record is from RefSeq and is a predicted model, not a curated record. NCBI's taxonomy places the organism in Eukaryota, Fungi, Ascomycota, Eurotiomycetes, Chaetothyriales, Herpotrichiellaceae. The coding region runs from base 1 to 783 and encodes 260 amino acids. Gene Ontology annotation, biological process: mycotoxin biosynthetic process. The transcript has 2 exons.
AUGCCCUCAUCCCUUCGCUUCCACUCCCCUGUCCACCGCAGCGAGAAGGAUGCCGUCGUUCCCAGGACCCCGAAAUCCCCUCGAGGCGCGUAUACAGGUGAUCCUGUCCCCGUGGUGAAACAGUCACACCCACACCUUCGCCGGGCCAUAACUCUGGCUUUCCUGUUGGGGACACUUGCAGCCGCUGUACUCCUCUUCUUUGCACUAGUCCCCCACUAUCGCCUGGGUCUUGAACGGCAAAUCCCGGCGCUCUCGUCGUUUUAUCGGACGACUAGGUCAGGCGGUACACGUCCAAACCAACACGCGACCCCGCCCCCUCCCACGGAAGUAAUCCAAUCUGUCUUCACCGACCAUCCUGCAUUCCAGAUGCAAGGCGCAAAGGGCGAUCGCGCGUGGUUGAACAUGUUUCCGAAGGGCGAUGGGCGCGUGAGGAUGAGAGACCCGGAGAUGAAGAUGGAAAUGCAAAUCUACGACGUCGCGGUCAUCAAGCAGUUGGAUUGCCUGGCCCUCCUCCGCCACAUCCUCAUCGAUUACUCCCACGAACACCAUCCCCUGGCGCGCGAGAAAUCCCGGGCCUUUCACUGUCUGGACCACGUGCGGCAGGCGGUGCUCUGCGCGGCGGACACGACGCUGGAGCCGACCAGUGAGCCUCCCGGUCAAUCACAGCAUUAUGGGAAUGCAGGCACCUCGGGCGAAAAUGUCAAUGCUGGAGCCGCGCAGCUGCAUACUUGUAAGAAUUGGACCGCUGUGAAGAGGUGGGUUGAGGAGAAUGGGACGCAUUAA